AUGAAUCCAUUUUAAUAGUUUAUGAAUUCAGGAUAACAAGAAUAUUUUUCAUAAAUGCAAUAAAUGCAACAACUAUAAUAGUUUCAAUACUUUCAAGUAAAAUAUCAUAAAUAACAUAGUAUUUGCAACUGUUUAGCGCUCUUCAAAGUAAUAGUACAAAUCAAUAAAAUGUUCAGAUUCCUUCACUGAAUCCUCUUCAACAAUUUUCUCUUCUUUCUUAAUCAUCUCAAAGAACAAUCCCUUCAGCUUAAUAGACAGAUAUUCGUACUAAAAAAAGUUAAUCUGAAAGGGUGUUACCCAAGUAAAAGAAAGAAAAUGAAAUUCUUAAAUAAUUUUCGUAAGAUCAAAUAUUAUAAGAACUAAAAUAAUUUUUAGAGUAUUUGAGUAAAAAUGAAGUUAAGGAAAUGGAAGAAAAUGAAAAAAAUCGAUAUACAGUAUGAAAUUAAUAUAAUUUUAGAUAUUAACAAAAAUAGAUGAUUCCUUAAUAGACGCACUUAUUAAUCGAUAUCAAAAAUAAAAGAAAACAAAAGAAGAAUAGAUUAAGUUUAUCAUACGAAAGUGUUUUAAAUAUCUCAAAUAAAAAAUGAAUUUAAAUGAAUUAACAAUGAGUGCAUAUGAAAUUGAAAAGGUCUUUUAUAAAGAAUAUUUUAUGGCUAAUGACAAUAUAGAGGAAUUAAUACCUUUUAGAUCAGAAUCAUAAAACAAAACUAUGAACAAUUCCUUCUUAAAAAAAAUUUUCUCUUCUGAUAAGUUUUAUUAAGGAUACCUUGAAUAUUUAGGUAUAAAACUAUAUUUUAUAUAUAGAAAACUUUGAUGAAAUAUGGGAUUAAGAAAAUAAUGAAAAAAUUUAAAAUAUGACAAAAUAAGUAAUGAAAUUUAUUGCAUCUGGAUAAAUUGAUGUAUAAUCUUAUAUAAUAAUAAGAAAAUAUCCUCCUACAAAAGAGUACCAUGGAUUUCGUCUAUGAAAUAAAGAUGUUAUGAAUUAGCUGUUUCGUUUAAAGCCUAUCGUGAAUCAGAAGAAACUAAUAAAAAAGUUAAAUUAGAAUGAUAAUAUUUUAUUUAAUUUACAUUCAAUCAUAAAACCAC
This is a messenger RNA of Paramecium sonneborni, 1086 nucleotides long. The record is from the annotation of a GenBank genome assembly. Lineage: Eukaryota; Ciliophora; Oligohymenophorea; Peniculida; Parameciidae.